AUGGUACUGGGGCCUCGGGUAUGGAAGAAACUCUUAUAUUUGGACCAGCCGUUUCCAGACAAUUACACACCCGUGCUGUUUUUGGACCAGCUCAAGCGGAACACUACCGUGUCGAAGUACCUGUUUCGCAAGCUCUACAAUGACUUUAGCUUGGUGGCCUUGUACGCUUCGCUCUUGUUGCUUGUGAAUUUGAACUUUUCUGGGAUAUAUUCUGGGUACUGGCAGGCGUAUGUUUCGAUGGCUUUCGGUACGACAAUGGCUGGUGUGGGGCUAAUGGCGCUUCCUACUAUCCUCAACUCACCUGAUGCUGGGGAGAAUGUCAAGCUGAACACGGUGAUUUUGUUGUUGCUAUUGUUGCUUUCGCCGGUACUUCGGUCGUUGACGAAAUCCACGUCGUCAGAUUCUAUCUGGGCGCUUUCUAGUGUGUUGACGUGUUUGAACGUGCUCUGUCAUGAUUAUGCAUUGGAAACGUCCCAAAGCUAUAGGGCUGUGAUAUCUACGAAUCUAAGCUUUACGAAUGGGAUUGUGUUGGCUUCACGUCUUCAGCUGUCCAUGGACGCUUUUGUGUUUUUGGUGUUUUCAACAGAAGUGUGCAUUUUGUUCCCCAUGUUUGACCUUCGACUUCGUGAAAAACUGUACACGGCGCAUAAUACGGUGAUGUUUUUCGUUUACGGGAUAGUGGGUUCGGUGAUUUAUGUUAUUCAUGGUGCCUGGUUCUCGUUGGUGUACUUUCUGGGCGUUGUGUUUGUCCUGUUGUGUCUUCCAUGGUACUUUAUGUCUUUGCAACGGUACAAGAACGAGCUCCAGGGCCCGUGGGACACCGCCAAGCCGAAGAUUAAUACCACGAGUUGA
Messenger RNA from Candidozyma haemuli, 852 nucleotides. It is a transcript of the gene GPI2, whose product is annotated as phosphatidylinositol N-acetylglucosaminyltransferase. The transcript has a single exon. Lineage: Eukaryota; Fungi; Ascomycota; Pichiomycetes; Serinales; Metschnikowiaceae. Gene Ontology annotation, biological process: GPI anchor biosynthetic process. Gene Ontology annotation, cellular component: glycosylphosphatidylinositol-N-acetylglucosaminyltransferase (GPI-GnT) complex; membrane. Bases 1 to 852 code for a protein of 283 amino acids. The record is from RefSeq and is a predicted model, not a curated record.